Micropterus salmoides (largemouth bass) is the source of this 2319-nucleotide messenger RNA. Its product is annotated as low affinity immunoglobulin gamma Fc region receptor II-b-like. The record is from RefSeq and is a predicted model, not a curated record. Gene Ontology annotation, biological process: cell surface receptor signaling pathway. NCBI's taxonomy places the organism in Eukaryota, Metazoa, Chordata, Actinopteri, Centrarchiformes, Centrarchidae. Gene Ontology annotation, molecular function: transmembrane signaling receptor activity. Bases 26 to 637 code for a protein of 203 amino acids. The transcript is spliced from 5 exons.
GGAGGGAUUGACUGGAUGGAGAGUGAUGAGGAAGACCAAAGGAUCUGUUAUAACAUGUGCUUCUAGCUGGUCGACAUUAUCAGGACCCUGUCAAAUUAAAAAUGCCUUUCCAGGACCUGACAAUGGAGAAUACUGGUGUGAAACUGGAAGGAAGAAAAGCAACACUGUCAACAUCACUGUCACUGCUGGUUCAGUGAUCCUGGAGAGUCCAGUCCUUCCUGUGACGGAGGGAGACAAUGUGACUUUGUGCUGCAGAACGAAGCAGACGUCCUCCAACCUCAACGCUGAAUUCUGUAAAGACGGCCACUUCAUGGAGAGCAGCUCUACAGGAAACAUGACCAUCCACAGUGUUUCCAGGUCUAAUGAAGGACUCUACAAGUGCAGCAUCUCUGGAGCAGGAGAAUCAGCAGAGAGCUGGCUGACGGUCAGAGCAACUCCUCAGCCUCCCCCUGCUGCCUCUCAGCUCUCUCUGCUGAUCUGUGUUGGUGUCAGUUUUUUCCUGAUGGCUCUGCUGCCUUUGGUGGGAUUACUGCUUUGUAGAAGUCAUCAAACAGUCAUCACAGUGGCAACAUAUGCUGUUAUCACAGAACCCAGGAAGGAGAAAGGGAAUGAACUUGACCUUCUUUCAGGUCACUGAGAGCAGAGACGCCUCACUGAAGAAGGGAGGACAUAUUAGGGUCUUUUUUAAAAACCCAAAGGUUUUUAAAUUGCAGCAUUUGUAUGGGUGGUUUUGUGUGUUCAUGUCAAAACACAAUGACAUGCUUCUGUGGUUGCAAGAAAUAUAUAAACAGGUUAUGUACAUUUGUAAAAAGGGGACGUGUUCAAUUUCUUUUUUUUUUAAACUGCACACAUCGGAGACUGUAGAUGUGUAUGUAUAGGCCUAUACAAAAAUGUACACGGAGACCAAUUAAUAAUCAUUUUUUUAAAGUAAAUAAACAUUACACAAUUAAAACAAUCACCAUAAACCAUGUAAAAUGCCUAAUUGUUACUUUUUAUCACUUUUCUGAAUGACAGUUUCAUCUAUCACAGCUACUGAUUGAUAUUUUAUUCCCACUAGUUCACACAGUUAUUCUCUAAAAUAGGGUACAAAGAAAACAAUUAUCUGUGAAUGUAUUAAUAUUUUUCUACAGUACAACCAUUCACCCACCUCCAGCUUUAAUCCAUCAUCCACAGAAACCUUCAAUUCACCUGAUAUUAAAAACAGCAGAUGGGGACAUCCUUAGCAGAUCCCACAAUGCAUAUGGUUGAUUAUGCAUCAUUAUUUGGGAAAUGCAUCAAGUGGGUGUGGGGGAGUGGCAACAGAGGAUGAACCCAAAUGCAAGCAGAGUGAGCAGGAUGACUCAAGUGGUUUAAAGACCAAAACAGCCAGGUCACAGAAGACAGGAACAUAGCAGCCAGUUCACGGUGGGGAAGGCUAAGUGAGGCGAAUGAGGUGAUUGCAAGGCAGAUGGGAGUGGAAGGAUCUGUAAUUACUGAAGAGAAGUCUGUAGGCACCUGGUAGAGAGAGAGAGAGCAAAAGAAUAAUGCUGAAAGGGCCUGGGGGAGUGGAUGAAGAGAGGGACAGAGAGGCGGUGGUUAUCAGCACUUAACACAGAAAAAAAAGGAAUCUAAUUUACAACAUUUUGCCUUCCAUAGUCAAGUUAAGUCAAACAUAAUCAAACAGGAGAUAUGUUGAAUAUCUAAUACACAACUAAGCAAGGAGAACAAGGCAUUGUACAGAAAGAAAUGUCGUAAUACUUCUCCAGGAGAGAAUGUUAAAAAGGUGAAAUGGUCAAAUAAGACUCAUCUGUAAUGAACAUGUCGUUUUGGCUUAUUUAAGGUAAGAUAACAUUCAGAGCCCAACACGGUUGUCAUCCUCCUUGUUUCUCUAUAAAACUCUGUAAGUAUUUGGUUCUGUCCACAAAGCCAUUGAGAGGCUGUUAAACUUUUGUGUCUGAGAAGCUCAAACGAUCAGCUGCAUCUGUAGAAUCUAAGUAAAACCGAGACAUGACGCACACUGACGAAGCAGGCCUUCUGAAAAUAGACCUUGUGUCUGUCCAUCAGCUCUAUGAUACUUUGUGUCCCUCACUGUUUCCUUAAUUUCAGUAGGCCAUUAGUUGUUUUUGUGUAACUCUGAGUUUCCCACAGUGAAGCAGUCCCACCACCAGCAGCAGCAGAGGCACCAUCACAAUGGUGAAAACAGUCCUCAGGAGGAGGAGAAGAAGAAAGAACUGGUGUGGACAGGGACAAGUCUCUCCGUGAAGAGCUGCAAAGUCAACAGAAAUGAUAUAACAUGGUUCCAACAGUAUCCAAGCUGUUAAUUUUUAAUAGUAAAUUGAA